UAUCACAGCUCAAGUUUUCAAUUUGAAUGCAGUGAUCCCUACCCGCCCCGUUGUACCCGACUUCCGUCAACCAAGCGAAACCCUACCGGAGCUGCCAUUUACUUCUCCUCCGGUCAGCCCAUUCCGGUUGUUCUUCGCCGUUCACAGCUCACGCCUCACGAAAAAGAUGCCGCUGGGGCUCAUUUUAGGAAUAGGAAGAGCAUUUCGAAGGAAGCGAACGUCUUCACUUGACAUUCUAUCGCCAAAACGUGCUCCUCGAGGUUAUUACAAGGGCAAGAAUUGCACGCCUACUGGUUUCCACACUCGCAAAGGUGGGUAUGUGUUGGUGCAAGAAAAAUUGCCAAACUAUGUAGUCCCUGAUUUGACUGAUUUUAAGCUCAAACCAUAUGUAUCUCAGUGUCCUAGAGAAGUCAAUACCUCAGAGGCUUCUCAAAUGACUAAAUAACCAAGUAGAGUAGUAUAGGAUACUUUCUUUGUAGCUGCAGACAUUUUUCCAUUGGGAAGAGUUGGAACAGUGACUGCUCGUUCUUUUUUCUUUUGAAAUUUUAUAGGUUGACGGUUGGUGUUUGAUGUUUGUUGAUGCACGUUAGCACGCCCUUGUUUUGCCCGUUUAUUUGGAUUUGAAUUUGAGACAAUUUCAAUCUUCUAACCAAGUCACCGUUACUUUUAUAAUAAAAAAAACCUAGGUUUUCUUUCUAUUCAUGAGUGUUCAUUUGCGUAUAA
Messenger RNA from Gastrolobium bilobum, 723 nucleotides. RefSeq lists its product as uncharacterized. The record is from RefSeq and is a predicted model, not a curated record. The coding region runs from base 167 to 445 and encodes 92 amino acids. Lineage: Eukaryota; Viridiplantae; Streptophyta; Magnoliopsida; Fabales; Fabaceae. Gene Ontology annotation, molecular function: structural constituent of ribosome. The transcript has 4 exons. Gene Ontology annotation, biological process: translation. Gene Ontology annotation, cellular component: mitochondrial large ribosomal subunit.